This is a messenger RNA of Cynoglossus semilaevis (tongue sole), 3647 nucleotides long. RefSeq names its product mediator complex subunit 14 (gene med14). Gene Ontology annotation, cellular component: mediator complex; core mediator complex. The transcript has 24 exons. Gene Ontology annotation, molecular function: transcription coregulator activity. NCBI's taxonomy places the organism in Eukaryota, Metazoa, Chordata, Actinopteri, Pleuronectiformes, Cynoglossidae. Gene Ontology annotation, biological process: regulation of transcription by RNA polymerase II. The annotation marks the transcript as partial. The record is from RefSeq and is a predicted model, not a curated record.
CGUCGCUACAGCUAACUGCUGUGUAGUGUCAUUGUAAAAUGGCUCCGGUGCAGAUAGGCUCAGAUGGACAGCUGGUCCCACUCGGAGGUCCGGUGGUGUCCGGACCGCAGCCACCGCCACCCGGGACUUCGGCCACUCACGGUAUUCGACUAAGCCUGCUGAUAGAGUUUCUUCUCCAGAGGACCUACCAUGAAAUUACCCUGUUGGCUGAGCUACUUCCAAGAAAAACAGAUAUGGAAAGGAAAAUUGAGAUUGUCCAAUUUGCAAGCCGAACCAGACAGUUAUUUGUGCGGAUGCUGGCACUGGUAAAGUGGGCGAGCAAUGCAGGCAAAGUUGAGAAGUGUGCGAUGAUUUCCAGCUUCCUGGAUCAACAGGCCAUUUUGUUUGUAGAUACAGCUGAUCGUCUGGCAUCGUUAGCCAGAGACGCCCUGGUUCAUGCCCGUCUACCGAGCUUUGCUAUUCCUUUUGCCAUUGACGUACUCACCACAGGGUCAUACCCACGACUGCCAACUUGCAUCAGAGAUAAGAUCAUUCCUCCAGACCCCAUUACCAAGACUGAGAAGCAGACCACCCUUAAUCAGCUCAAUCAGAUUUUAAGACAUCGCCUGGUUACCACAGACUUGCCUCCACAGCUGGCAAACCUCACAGUUGCUAAUGGACGUGUGAAGUUCCGUGUGGAGGGAGAGUUUGAGGCCACUCUGACUGUGAUGGGUGAUGACCCAGAUAUUCCAUGGAGGCUGCUUAAGCUUGAAAUUCUAGUGGAGGACAAAGAAACUGGAGAUGGUCGAGCCUUGGUUCACAGUUUACAGGUCAACUUCAUCCAUGAGUUAGUCCAGGCACGUCUCUGCGCAGAUGAAAAGCCCCUGCAGGACAUGUAUAACUGCUUGCACUCGUUCUGUCUGUCACUGCAGCUGGAGGUGCUUCACUCUCAGACUCUCAUGCUGAUCAGAGAGAGAUGGGGAGACCUGGUGCAGGAGGAGAGAUAUGUACCCGCAAAAUACCUCACACUGGCUGUUUGGAAUCAACAGAUAUUGGGUAGGAAAACCGGAACAGCCUCAGUACAUAAAGUCAUGAUCAAAAUCGAUGAGUCGGACGGAUCAAAGCCAUUACAAAUCUCCCAUGAGCCUCCUCUGCCUGCCUGUGACUCUAAAUUAAUGGAGCGGGCUAUGAAGAUUGACCACCUGUCAGUGGAGAAACUUUUAAUUGACAGUGUACAUGCACGGUCUCAUCAGAAGCUGCAGGAGCUAAAAGCCAUUUUAAAGACCAGCAAUCCUGGUGACAACUCAUUCGUUGAGACGGCUCUGCCCACACUAGUCAUUCCCAUCCUUGAACCCUGCGGUCGUUCAGAGUGCUUACACAUUUUUGUAGACCUGCACUCUGGCAUGUUCAAGCUUAUGUUGUAUGGAUUAGACCAAUCAAUGCUGGAUGACAUUGAAAAGACCAUCAAUGACGAUAUGAAGCGCAUCUUGUCUUGGCUACAACAGCUAAAGUUCUGGUUGGGGGAGCAGCGUUGCCGGCAGUCUGUGAAGCACCUUCCUACGAUGUGCACUGAUGUCCUCCACCUCUCCAACUCAUCUUCUCAUCCUGUUGGCAGUUUGUCUAAGCACAAACUCUUCAUCAAGCUAACACGUCUGCCCCAAUACUACAUCGUGGUUGAAAUGCUUGAGGUGCCUAGUAGUGCCACAGCCUUGGAGUACAAGUACUCCUUCCUGUCUGUAUCUCAUCUGGAAGGAGAUGACGGACCCAUUUGUGCACAGCUACUGCAGCACUUCAAGCCCAAGCUAGAACAACUAGUCCAGGACAUUAUAACUGGGAAAGUUGUCAAACCAGGAACAAAGAGAAAGAUACCUGGAGAGCAAGGAGAACCUGAGCCAAAAAAGCCUAAGCGCUCUGGGGAAAUGUGUGCCUUCAACAAGGAGCUGGCUCACCUUGUGGCUAUGUGUGAUACCAACAUGCCUUUCAUUGGCCUAAGAACUGAGUUGUCCAACAUGGAGAUUCCAAAUGCUGGCGUCCAAGUGGAAGGAGAUGGCAGCAGUCAUGCAAUAAGACUACUGAAGAUUCCUCCCUGUAAAGGAGUUGGAGAGGAGACCAGAAGAGCUCUGGAGCGCUCCCUCCUGGACUGCACCUUUCGAUUGCAGGGUCGAAACAAUCGAACCUGGGUGGCAGAACUGAUACUAGCUAACUGUCCUCUUAACAGUACACACAGCAAGGAGCAAGCAUCUACACGGCAUGUAUAUCUGACCUAUGAGAAUCCUCUGUCAGAACCUGUGGGUGGACGUAAGGUGGUUGAAAUGUUUCUAAACGACUGGAAUGCCAUCAGUCAGCUGUACCAGUGUGUUCUCACCUUUGCUCGUGCUCUGCCAGAAAUGCCAUCCUACCUGAGCCUGUUUUCUGAAGUGCGGCUCUAUAAUUACCGUAAGUUGGUGCUGUGUUAUGGCACCUCCAAGGGCAGUUCCGUCACUAUUCAGUGGAACUCCAGUGGCCAGCGUUUUCAUCUCGCUCUGGGAACUGUAGGGCCGAACUCUGGCUGCUCCAACUGCCACAAUAUCAUUCUCCACCAGCUACAGGAGAUGUUCAACAAAUGCCCCAAUGUUUUGCAGCUGCUGCAGGUGCUGUUUGAUACACAAGCUCCUCUCAAUGCAAUUAACAAGCUACCAACAGUGCCCAUGCUUGGCCUAACCCAACGCACCAACACUGCCUACCAGUGCUUCUCCAUUUUACCACAGUCACCCACGCACAUCCGGUUGGCAUUCAGAAAUAUGUACUGCAUUGACAUAUACUGUCGCAGCCGCGGUGUGGUGGCCAUCAGAGACGGGGCCUACAGUCUCUUUGACAACACUAAGAUUGUGGAGGGCUUUUACCCUGCUCCAGGUCUCAAGACAUUCCUAAACAUGUUUGUAGACAGCAACCAGGAUGCUCGCAGACGCUCUGUCAACGAAGAUGAUAACCCACCCUCACCAGUGGGUGUGGACAUGAUGGAAAGCUUGAUUAACCAGCAGCAACCACCUCAACAGCCACACGCAAUGAGGGGUGGGGCAGCAGGGGUAUAUCCUCUCACCUCCCCACCAAAUUACCACGCUAACGUCACUCCUUCACCCUCUAUGAUGCCCACACAGUCGCCAGGGAACAUCCAUACCUCUGGCUCCCCUAGUGGGGCUCUGAGGGCACCAUCUCCCUUUGGGCCCACCCCGUCUCCGUCAUCUCUGGGUAUAGCCAUUGGUCAGACCAGCUUUGCCAGUCCUCACGGAGCCCUUGACCCCAGCUCUCCAUACCCUAUGGUGUCACCCAGCCACCGUGGCCAGUGGCCAGGGUCACCCCACCAAGUCUCAGGGCCUUCUCCUGGGGCUAGAAUACCAGGCAUGUCUCCUGGUAAUCCAUCACUGCACUCACCUAUCCCUGAUCCUCAUUCUCCACGUGCCGGGACCAGUUCUCAGAUCUUGCCUACCAGUAUGCCUCCACCCCGCAAGCUACCUCAGCGACCCUGGGCUGCCUCCAUUCCAACUAUUCUCACCCACAAUGCCUUGCAUGUGCUUCUGCUGCCUUCACCCACCCCUUGCCUUGUACCAGGUUUGGCAGGAAGCUACCUCUGCUCACCACUGGAGCGCUUUUUGGGUUCAGUGAUUAUGAGACGGCACCUGCAGAGGAUC